Messenger RNA from Hemicordylus capensis (graceful crag lizard), 3847 nucleotides. RefSeq names its product C-terminal binding protein 1 (gene CTBP1). Gene Ontology annotation, molecular function: oxidoreductase activity, acting on the CH-OH group of donors, NAD or NADP as acceptor; transcription corepressor activity; NAD binding. NCBI's taxonomy places the organism in Eukaryota, Metazoa, Chordata, Lepidosauria, Squamata, Cordylidae. The record is from RefSeq and is a predicted model, not a curated record. The coding region runs from base 586 to 1878 and encodes 430 amino acids. The transcript is spliced from 11 exons.
CCCGCUGUCUUGAGCUCCGCCUGCGUCGCCUCGCCUGUCUCUCCCUUCCAGCCGCUCUCAGUCUGUGUGUGUCUCUCUCUGUGCAAAGUGUCUGUGCUACUUCGGGGAGGAGGGCGGGGGGAGGUCGACGGGGCCGCCAUAUGCUUCGGAUUGUACCCAAGACCCCGCUGGAGUUUUGCCCCUGAAGCGCAUUUCAAUGGGCAGCUCCCACUUGCUCAACAAGGGUUUGCCGCUCGGGUUACUCAUGAGUCUUGUGCUUUUUUUGGCAUUCGUAUAUUUUUCAGAAAAAGGAGAAUUCAAGCAUUUGUUUUGAGGAAAAAAAGAACAAAUUAAGGAAUUACAUGGACUUUGCAAACAGAUGUUAGAAAAUGAAAGUAAAAAUUUGAACUCGAUCCGGGAUUCAGAGGUUGCAGUGGAUAAGAAGUUUUAAAGCUUUGGUUCAAGAUUGCAGGAGGCUGAACGAAAAGUUAAAGACAUGAGAAGGAGGAUCAAAUGACAGUUUGCUGUAUUGCCUUCCAGUACUGAAGAUUGUAAAUAGCAGAGAAGUGGAAUUAAUGACUCUGAAACUGCAACCCAGUUUAAGAAAUGUCAGGCAUUCGACCACCAAUCAUGAAUGGGCCCAUGCACCCACGCCCUUUGGUAGCACUGCUGGAUGGCAGGGACUGUACAGUAGAAAUGCCCAUCUUGAAGGAUGUAGCCACAGUGGCAUUUUGUGAUGCACAGUCUACACAAGAAAUUCAUGAAAAGGUACUAAAUGAAGCAGUGGGUGCCCUGAUGUAUCAUACCAUCACUUUAACUCGUGAAGAUCUGGAGAAGUUUAAAGCCCUUCGAAUAAUUGUUCGAAUUGGAAGUGGUUUUGAUAACAUUGAUAUCAAAUCUGCUGGAGAUUUAGGGAUCGCAGUAUGUAAUGUCCCAGCUGCAUCAGUAGAAGAGACAGCAGACUCUACAAUGUGCCACAUCUUGAACCUUUACAGACGAACCACCUGGCUUCAUCAAGCUUUGCGAGAAGGCACAAGAGUGCAAAGUGUGGAACAGAUUCGGGAAGUUGCUUCUGGGGCUGCAAGAAUUAGAGGGGAGACCCUGGGCAUUAUCGGGUUAGGGCGAGUUGGGCAAGCAGUUGCACUACGUGCAAAAGCCUUUGGCUUUAAUGUCAUUUUCUAUGACCCAUACCUCUCAGAUGGCAUUGAACGUGCUCUUGGACUUCAGCGGGUGAGCACUUUACAGGAUCUGCUGUUUCACAGUGAUUGUGUCACCCUCCACUGCAGCCUGAAUGAACACAAUCAUCAUCUUAUUAAUGACUUCACCAUUAAACAGAUGCGACAAGGGGCCUUCCUUGUGAACACAGCUCGAGGAGGGCUGGUAGAUGAAAAAGCACUUGCACAAGCCCUGAAGGAAGGGAGGAUACGAGGGGCAGCCUUGGAUGUGCAUGAAUCAGAACCAUUCAGCUUUAGUCAAGGUCCUCUGAAGGAUGCACCAAAUCUGAUUUGUACCCCACAUGCUGCCUGGUAUAGUGAACAAGCCUCGAUAGAGAUGCGGGAGGAAGCAGCACGGGAGAUCCGGAGAGCUAUCACAGGUCGUAUUCCAGACAGCCUGAAAAACUGUGUCAACAAAGAACAUUUAACUGCAGCCACCCAUUGGGCCAGCAUGGAUCCAGGAGUUGUUCACCCAGAGCUUAAUGGUGCUGCAUACAGCAGGUAUCCUCCCGGUGUUGUAAGUGUGGCUCCACCUGGCAUACCCACAGCAGUAGAAGGAAUAGUCCCCAAUGCCAUGUCCUUAUCACAUGGGCUCCCAACUGUGGCCCACCCUCCCCAUGCUCCUUCCCCCGGCCAAACAGUCAAACCAGAAGCUGAUAGAGACCAUCCAAGUGACCAAUUGUAGCCCAAGAGAACAUCAUUCCCAACACUGGCGGUUGCAGCUUUGGAGAGUGUGUGGAUAACCAUUUGGACUUUGAAUAGAUGCAAAACCAUGAACAUACAAGGAGACUAUAUAUGUUUUAGGAACUGGUCCAAUAUGCAGUAUAAGGAGAAAUGGUGGGAGAUGAAAAGAAGAUAUGAAAACUUUAUUCCUCCAUAUAAAAUGUAGUUUGUCCCUGUCCAGUGACCUGAUUCACUGUUUUUGUGUCCUAUGGGUUCUUUGUUAAGCAAGAGAAGUUAGUAGUUAAUUAUAUCAUGAAUGUACUUGUCUGUGUACAGUUUUAGAACAUUAACAAGGGUUUGUUUGCUUAGUUGUCAACAAGGAAAAAAAAACCAUAAGGGAGGCAUUCGACAAACCAAUUUUGAGAUUUGAGAUCCUUUGUUUUUAUAUGUUAAAAAUAUGCCCAAAAAUGAGGCAGUUGGUGAACUUCUCAGGACAACAAAUUUUCCCCCAUUUUUCUUUCUACGCCACACAGUGCAUUGUUUUUUCUACCUUCUUGUCUUAUUUUUUAGAAUAAUUUAAUAAAAUAAAAACAAUUUCUCCUAAUUUUGGCACAAAUUUCCCUUAUUUCAGAAUGAAGACAUUUCAAAGAAAUUUUGAGGUGCAAAUAAAGGUUUUGUAUAAACGAGCAUAGUGCUUUUUUUUUUGUCACCAGUUAAAGUAUAUAUUAUUGGUGGGAUGCAGGCAGAGAGAUUGAGAGAGAGAUUGAGAGAGAGAGAGAGACUGAGGCACUAGACUACUGAAAAGUAGCAGCAUUUCAUUGCCUACAUGGAUUCCUUCCUGGUAAUGUGGUAGGCUAGCAAUAUUUUGGGUUAAAAUCAUGUUUGUGACUGUAUCCAUUUGUAUGAAUUAUUUUAAAGAAAUAAAAAUUCCAAACAAAUAUUAUGUGUACACUUUUUUUUUUAUUCUGGUAACUGUUAGUAUUCAUAGAUAUUUCCUAAGUUUAUUUGUUCUCCACUUGUUUGUGAUGUUCUCUUAGAGGAAAACCAAUAAAAGCAUUUCUAUUGCAUUAUUUUACAGUCUGCAAAACUGGAAAUAAUUAUAUUGGAAAGAACUGCCUUUAUUUCAUUUUCCUGUCUUGUGUUUUGUCUGUUUUUCUAUGUCUUGAACAGUGUUGGACUUAAAGAUAACUUGGAUUUGCUUCUGCAAGAAUAUCAGACAGCUUUCUUAUACUCCCCACUGCUGAGGUUGCAAAUGUAGACAGCAUAAAUGGUAAUAAGUAUCUUGCUACUAGUAUGACAAAGCUAGUUUACAUCUUUCAGUAACAACAAAUGGGUGGAAUGCAGCUCUAGCACUGGUAGGUCUACCUGCCACAUGAGGUGGGUAGACCAGGCCUCCACCCUGGACUUAGUGCAUUGGCCUGCCUCGGAGGACUUCUCUACCCGCCAACCCCAAUUGUUAGACCAGCUCCCCAACCCCGCCAUAAAAACAGGCCUCAAAAUGGCACUUAAAACACUUGAACCAUUUUGAGUCAAAAUGGGGCUGUUUCGUUUUGAGCUCGAAACAGCCCAUUUCGAGCUCCAGUCAUCUCUAGCUUGAAUUGCUUUGCACAUCUCUAACUGGCAUCAGUGGGGAUUCUUGCACUGAUUUCAUUGGUUCUAUAAUAGAACCUUAUGUAUUCUAUGUAUGCCUCCAAUAGGACCACAUGAGCAUUUUGAAAGAUUAGGUAGGAUAUUUAGUAGAUAUUUGUUCAAAAUAAAUACACAUUCCUGUCUGUCCCCUUCCUAACCUCAUUCAAGCCAUGGAAACAAAUGAUGGUGCAAUAUAGUGCUGAUUAAAGACUCAGUUUUCACUUUGAACACUGGUUUCUGCUGGAUGGUUGCCCCAUGAGACUGUUGUGUUUGGAAUAUUGUCUGUAGAUGCCCAUAAAUCUUUGUUCUGUUAUUGUUAGAUCUUUAUUAUCUGCCCAUUUUUGAUUAAAUAAUUACUUGUU